UUUCCUAUAUAAAUAACUUCCUAGUGCUUAACGACCCUCAGAUCUCUCCCAUUCUCUGCGCACAUACACACACACACACUCUUUUUCUCUCUGUGAAAAUGAGCGAUCUCAAGUCUAAGUUUUUGGAGGUCUAUUCUGUUCUCAAAUCUGAGCUGCUAAAUGACCCAGAUUUCGAAUUUACAGAUGAUUCUCGUCAAUGGGUCGAUAAGAUGCUGGACUACAAUGUACCUGGAGGGAAGCUGAAUCGGGGACUAUCUGUUAUUGACAGCUAUAGUUUGUUGAAUGAUGGAAAAGAACUAACCAGUGAUGAAAUCUUCAAAGCAUCUGCUCUUGGCUGGUGCAUUGAAUGGCUUCAAGCAUACUUCCUUGUUCUUGAUGAUAUAAUGGAUGGCUCUCAUACACGUCGAAGUCAACCAUGCUGGUACAAAUUAGAAAAGGUUGGCAUGAUUGCUAUUAAUGAUGGCAUACUUCUUCGCAACCACAUCAUGAGAAUCCUGAAGAACCACUUUAGGCCAAAGCCUUAUUAUGUUGAUCUUCUAGAUUUGUUUAAUGAGGUAGAGUUCCAGACUGCCUCUGGACAAAUGAUAGAUCUGAUAACAACACUUGCAGGAGAGAAAGAUUUAUUAAAGUACUCAUUGCCUGUUCAUCGCAGGAUUGUUCAGUAUAAAACUGCCUAUUAUUCAUUUUACCUCCCAGUGGCAUGUGCACUUCUUAUGGCAGGAGAGAAUCUUGACAAGCAUGUUGAUGUCAAGAACAUUCUUAUCGAUAUGGGAAUCUACUUUCAAGUUCAGGAUGAUUAUCUGGACUGUUUUGCUGACCCAGAGGUGCUGGGUAAGAUUGGCACUGAUAUUCAGGAUUUCAAGUGUUCUUGGUUGGUAGUUAAAGCUCUAGAACGCUGCAACGAGGAGCAAAAGAAGAUAUUAUAUGAGAACUAUGGAAAAGAUGACGCUGCUUGUAUUGCUAAAAUAAAGGCACUCUAUAAUGAUCUCAAACUUGAGGAAGUAUUUCUGGAAUACGAGAAGACGUCCUAUGAAAAGCUGACCAGUUCUAUUGCUGCUCAUCCAAGCAAAGCAGUGCAAGCAGUGCUACUAUCAUUCUUGGGAAAGAUUUAUAAGAGGCAGAAGUAGGAAAUAAAAUAAUUAAUGAAUUUCAUUUUCCCAUUGGGAAUGAGAUGUCUGUAUUUUUCUGCUUUCUUUGUCUUCUACUUUAGUUUGAAGUACUGAUGAUGGAUUGUUAUUUUUCAAGAAAUGGAAACUUUUAUCCUUUUUCA
Solanum dulcamara is the source of this 1270-nucleotide messenger RNA. Its product is annotated as farnesyl pyrophosphate synthase-like. Bases 99 to 1127 code for a protein of 342 amino acids. NCBI's taxonomy places the organism in Eukaryota, Viridiplantae, Streptophyta, Magnoliopsida, Solanales, Solanaceae. Gene Ontology annotation, molecular function: dimethylallyltranstransferase activity; (2E,6E)-farnesyl diphosphate synthase activity. The transcript has 12 exons. Gene Ontology annotation, biological process: trans, trans-farnesyl diphosphate biosynthetic process. Gene Ontology annotation, cellular component: cytoplasm. The record is from RefSeq and is a predicted model, not a curated record.